Messenger RNA from Oikopleura dioica, 645 nucleotides. The record is from the annotation of a GenBank genome assembly. NCBI's taxonomy places the organism in Eukaryota, Metazoa, Chordata, Appendicularia, Copelata, Oikopleuridae.
AUGAGCGAAGUUAAUGAUAACAUCAGCUUGUCAACUAAUACUGAGUCUACGAUGCAAGAGAAAACAACUGAACUCGAAGAAAGCAAUUUGCAGGAACUUAAAAUUGGUGGUGGCAUUGCUCUUGGAAUAAUUCUGCUGACAGCAAUUAUUGUUCCAUGUGUUCUUCUUCUUCCAAAAGAGCAGAAAACAUCAUCGACGACAACAACAUCAACAUCAACUACAACAACAACGACAACAACAACAACGAAAACUCAAAUAGCGACAUUUCCUGAAAUCAGUACUUCAACAUUCUCUUCUGUACCAACAGAAGAUGCUUCGACAACUUUAGCGUUUGAAACUACAACUGUAAAAACAACAACAUUACCGUUGGUUACUGAUGAUUAUAUUUGCGAGAUUAUUGGUGAAGCUUUGGACAUCAAUAUCUGCUUGGUUCAUUGUGAUUCCCCGAUGAAGAAAUGUACCCGCAAUGACCCAGAUUGCUACCAAUUUGGUGAGAAUUGCUACACACCCUUAGAAGCUGAUUGGUCAUUUUGCGCAAAAGAAAAUGAGUGGAAGACAUGCUCAGAAGAAUCGAUUUCUGGUGAAUCUGUCGAUGAAAUUUGCGCUGAAGAUCCAACUUGUAAAACUGAACCAUCAGUUUUGUAA